AUGCCCCGAGUCUUCUUUAUCACCGGGUGCUCGACCGGCCUGGGGAAAUCGUACGCCCAAUACGUCCUCCAGCGCGGCGACUACUGCGUUGCCACGGCGCGUAACAAGGACCAACUCCUGUCCUUCAAGGGCGCGACCGAGCAGAACUUCCUCCCACUCGCCCUCGACGUAAUGGACAAAGCCUCGAUAACGGCCGGAUUCAGCGCCGCGCUGGCCAAGUUCUCGCGCAUCGACGUCGUGGUCAACAACGCCGGGUACGGCCUUGCGGGGUGUUUCGAAGAGUACGACGAAGCCCAGAUCCGGCAGCAGAUGGAGGUCAACUUCUUCGGGUUGAUCGACGUCACGAGGGAGGCGCUGCGAAUCAUGCGCACCAAGAACUCGCCUCCGGGAGGUGUCAUCCAGCAGGUCACCAGUAUCGGCGGCCAGCGCGGCGUGGCAGGCUUCAGUCUGUACUGCGCGAGUAAAUGGGCCGUGGAGGGCAUGAGCGAGGCCAUCAGCAAGGAGUUGCGGCCCGAGUGGAACAUCAAGGUCACCUGUGUCGAGCCUGGCAGUUUCAGAACCGACUGGACUGGUCGGAGCAUGACAUUUGCGCCGCGGAUGCCUGAGUACGACCAUCUAGAUAUCAAGAAGUCAAUGGACGAGAGGCACGGCACCCAGGCGGGAGAUCCGGACAAGGGUGCUCGGGCCAUGUAUGAUCUGGCCCUGAUGCCCAACCCGCCCGUGCGCGUUGCCAUCGGUGAGGACUCGUAUAAUCUCAUCAUGAAGAAGCUGCAGGAGUACGAGGAGAACUACAAGGCGUACAAGGAGCUGAGUUGCUCGACCAAUUAUGACAACUAG
Molecule: messenger RNA, 837 nt
Organism: Fonsecaea erecta
Lineage: Eukaryota; Fungi; Ascomycota; Eurotiomycetes; Chaetothyriales; Herpotrichiellaceae
Exons: 1
Coding region: 1-837 (278 amino acids)
Molecular function (GO): oxidoreductase activity
Source: RefSeq, a predicted model, not a curated record